Molecule: messenger RNA, 3073 nt
Organism: Paralichthys olivaceus (Japanese flounder)
Lineage: Eukaryota; Metazoa; Chordata; Actinopteri; Pleuronectiformes; Paralichthyidae
Source: RefSeq, a predicted model, not a curated record
CAAAGGGUUUAAUUUGAUCCACUUGUUGUAAAAUCGUGUAAGAUAUUCAACUUAAAACUGUUGAACUUAAACCGAUUUGUAGCUAGCUAGGUAGCUGGUUAAAGCUAUUUAAAGCUAGCCGCCUAUCAGUUUAGGUUAAAGCGGGGUAAAUGUUAACUCAAAUGCCCAGCUCUAUCAAAAGUAACAUAUAACAAGUCCACAGCCUCAACAUACACAUAACAUCAUGUAGAGACAUUAAAAAGCAGCUGACACACCGCAGUGGCUAAAGAGACACGGCCGAGAGGACACCACAUAUAAAUCUCUAAUCUUAUCUCCAGGAGAGGCAGCUCCACUUGUUUACAAUCUGCAGCCACACUGUCAACCUGUAGCUCCACAGAAGAGACCACACGUCCCACAGCAUGACAACCAUCCAGCUGCCAGAGGAAAGCAGUCAACCAUUGAAUCAAAGACAGGCAGUGAUUCCACGACCAGGCCGCCACAGAAAGCCCAUGACGGCUCCAAAGACUCAGAAAGACAAGGCGUCUAAGAGGAAGAAAGUGUUGCUGACUAUCUUGACUGUGGUGGUGCUCCUGGGGAUACUGGCCACUGCAGCGUAUUUCAUUAAGCAGCUGAUUGAGACCAAGUACUUCUUCUGCUCGCGUUCACUAAAGUUCAUCCCAAUAGAAGUAACCUGUGAUGGGAAAGAUGACUGUUCUGGAGGAGAGGAUGAAGUUACUUGUAUGUCAAGAUUUACGGUCAACUCCACCUUUCCAGUGCGUCUCAUAUCAGGUAAGCACAUCCUGCAGGUAUACAGUCCCAGCUCAGGCUGGAGGAGUGUGUGUAGUGACGACUGGACCGAGCAGCACACACAGAAAGCAUGCAAGUACCUGGGAUACACAAAUAAACCUCAUAGCACCAAUGUCCCAGUGGGCACUUUACUGUUCUCCUUGAAAACUGGACCGUUCGCAGCCAUCGGGCCAGGGGCGAAAACCGCACCCAUACACCAGGCUGCCAUUGAUCGGCGUGUUUGCAGAUCUGGAUCUGUGAUAUCUUUGUCCUGUUCAGACUGCGGAGAGGUGGGCUUUCAGGACCGUAUCAUCGGGGGCUCAGAUGCCCUCAUCGAGGACUGGCCCUGGCAGGUCAGCCUGCAGCAGGGUGGGCAGCAUACAUGUGGAGGCUCGCUGGUGUCACCACGUUGGGUAGUCACUGCUGCCCACUGCUUUACAGGCAGUAAAAAGGAGCUGAGUCGCUGGAGAGUGGUGUCAGGUCAGACAUUCAUGGGAACGCUGGGAGGUUCCUAUGUGGACAGAAUCAUAGUAAACGGAAAUUACGACCCAGCGCGCAACGACUAUGACAUAGCGCUGAUGAGACUCAGAAGCCCGAUCACAGUCGCAGAUGCCCGCAAACCUGUUUGUCUCCCCCCUGAAGCCUUUGGCCUGGCUGCCGGAGCCUCCAUGGCUGUGACUGGCUGGGGAUACCUGGAGGAAAAUGGUAAAGUUUCUCCUUCACUUCAGAAGGCCAGCAUCCCUCUGAUCGACCACACUGUGUGUUCCAGUCCCAAAGUGUACGGUAGUUCUGUAACACAAAGGAUGAUGUGUGCCGGCUUCCUGGAGGGGAAGGUCGAUGCUUGCCAGGGGGACAGUGGAGGCCCUCUGGUGCACUUCACUUCCUCCCGGUGGCAUCUGGUUGGAGUGGUGAGCUGGGGCGUUGGCUGUGCCCGGAAAGGAAGACCAGGUGUUUACUGCAACGUGGAAGAAAUGCUCAACUGGAUUCAUACGACCAUUGAGAAAAACCCCUGAGGUUGCCCACAACAGAUCUCGUGACCCUAAGACGUGAGACAAAAGAAGGGGAAGUGAAAGAGGCAUCUCAACAACAAACUGUUAAAUGCAACCAAAUGCAAAGUGUUGUUUGUGUCAUUUCAGGUUCUUAUCUCAGGGGUAUAUUCAUGUAGCUGUCCGUUGUUUGCCAGUCUGAGGUCUUCUUAGCAGAAUACUCAUGCAUGUGUUUAGCAUGGGUUAUUAGCGUUAAUAUCAGUUACUAAAAUAGAAUAUGUGAUCUCUGACACUAACGAGAGGAUAAAGGUAAUAACUGUUUUAACUGUGAAGAUGUAGUGCAUUACCAAACUGGCCGACCUCAGGCGUCAUGUACAUGAUGAAUGUUUUUAGGUGUGAAAUGUGAGGGAUCAUAGGGUAAACUGCUGCGUGUGAGUCAGUGUGAAGCCUCAGGUUAAUAUCACCAGUCCAGUAAGUUUAAUGCAUUUGUGGUACUGAUUCACUUGAUCUGAUCUGUGUUACUAUUCAAGGGCAAUCGCACCUUUUUACUGUACAGAUUGUGUGUUCUCUCUCUACCACAGAAUGACACAGGCACUUUAGCUGGAAAGGGGUGUGUGUGUGUGUGUGUGUGUGUGUGUGUGUGUGUGUGUGUGUUUAAAGUGACUAGUCCAAUAAUGCACUGAAGGAUGUCAAAUCACAGUUGUGUUCAUGGUGCUUCCACAUGGAGUCUUAAAAGUGCACCUAGUUUUCCAUUCACAUCUUAUUAAAGAUGGCGGUCAUGUUGUUUUUACCUUCACCAACAAAGGAUAUAAAUGUAACUUCCUGAAACUCAAGCGUGUGGUAUGUUAAUUUUUCAAAUUUGUGCACUCAGGCAAAACCCCCACAAGGUUUCUUCAUUUUAAAGCAAUCUGUUGUACGGUAAAUCAAAAUUUUUUUAAUUUAUCAUUCUCUGGUUAACAGACUUAACAAAAGUAGAAAUUAGCACUUGACUUGAAGUAAUGGUCAAUAUAUUGUAUAUACUGUAUAUUAAAAAAAUACUGAACACAGAUAGGAAUUUUUUUUCAAGGUUUGCAUGCAAUUUGGCACAUUUGACUGUAUAUAGGGUACUUGUUGAUUUUAUGUCUAAAUGUGUUGUAAAUACAGUAUAAUAAAGACAUCUGCUUUUAUUUGAUCCCUCCUUGUUCCAUUAUGUGUCAUUUUCCCCCCAAAACACACACACACUCCCACAACGAGAAGUAGGGAAGUGAAAUUACAGAUUACAAUUUUAAUCUCAAAUUUCCAACUGUAGUCGUCUCACAUAUCUGGCUUUUCAUGCAGCAGUU